Zymoseptoria tritici IPO323 is the source of this 948-nucleotide messenger RNA. RefSeq lists its product as uncharacterized. The transcript has a single exon. The record is from RefSeq and is a predicted model, not a curated record. NCBI's taxonomy places the organism in Eukaryota, Fungi, Ascomycota, Dothideomycetes, Mycosphaerellales, Mycosphaerellaceae. Bases 1 to 948 code for a protein of 315 amino acids.
AUGGCAUUCCCUAGCCGAGCCGCCUUUUUGGCCGAAGGUCUCACCCCUGCUCCAACACUCGAAGGCAGCGUCGAUGUGCCCAACGAUGAGCCAGGCUCAGGAACCGGCUGCCCAAUCCACUGCGACGCCUUCAAAAAACCAGUGAUGACGGUCUGCAACGAGGUGCAUCUUCACUUUUUCUGCCGCAAAUGCAUUACCAAGUGGCUGGCCACGCACAACGACUGUCCCAAUUGUCGCUUUGUCUUUUUCCCUCCUGGUGAGGCCGACGCAGAAGAAGAAGAAGAAGAAGAAGAAGAUGAAGAUGAAGAUGAUGUUGAUGAUUACGGAGAAGGGGAGGAUAAUGAUGAAGAAGAGCAGGAAGACGACGACGGUGGCGCUGAGGAUGAUUACGUGGAUAAUCACCUACUCUUACUGCCACCUCGCAGACGGCAAGUCGCUUUGAUUCUCAACCGCAGCAUGGCCAAUAUUCGACCUGGUCAGAUCCUCCCAUCCUCGCCGCGCGUCUUGUUCAUCACGCCUCCGGGAGCUUCGCGCAACGUAUAUAUCGGGGCACUCCUUACCUCUCGCCUUUGCGAUGGAUUGAGGUUCUACAUGCGGCCACACUACCACCAGAGUGUCCGAGCCCGCAUGUAUGAAUUAUGGGACUUCAUCGGGCGAGAAUUCCGCGACUGGCUGUCGACGCAUCAUUUUCAAACGGUGGAGUUGUGGUGGAUGAGAGAACAGCUUGAUUCGCUGCUGAGGCGGUUGCCCGAACAUCGCUUUCCGAGCGUCGGUGUGUUGGAGUGGAUCCAGUUUCGACGAGACUCUAGGGGAUUGAUCAGGAUGCUGGGAGAUUGUGCCGAGGACCUGUGGGAGGUAGACGAGGUGAGAAGGGCGAUGCAUGCCAUAAUUGUGGGGGAGGAUCUGGAAGAGUACGAGUCGGAAGAUGUGGCAGAGAUGGACGUCUGA